This is a messenger RNA of Alnus glutinosa, 1483 nucleotides long. RefSeq names its product probable inactive poly [ADP-ribose] polymerase SRO2. The transcript is spliced from 6 exons. Bases 138 to 1091 code for a protein of 317 amino acids. NCBI's taxonomy places the organism in Eukaryota, Viridiplantae, Streptophyta, Magnoliopsida, Fagales, Betulaceae. Gene Ontology annotation, molecular function: NAD+ poly-ADP-ribosyltransferase activity. The record is from RefSeq and is a predicted model, not a curated record.
UUUAUAUAUAUAUAUAUAUAUAUAUAUAUAUAUAUUACAUAACCCUGUUGUUUCCGUUCUUCUUCUCCAAGCAACUUGCUCGAUCAAUAGCCCGCAUUGUUCUGCACCACGAUCUUGAGAAAAGGUUUCUUGAAAAGAUGGAAGUCAUUGAUGUUGAAGACCAAAUCUCUAUCUCAAUUGAUGAUGGCGAAAUUUCGGAUGCCGGGUCUGUAGCCGACGAAAGGAGAGCUCCUCGCGAGCAAAUCGGGUUCUUUGCUCGGGAAGGAUUGUUUCGCAUAGGAGAAGGGAGCACGGAGCUUGGAUUGUUGAAGAGAGUCUUUCUAUUGGGCAUGGGAACGGCUUCUAAGGACACCGACGUUGUGGAAAUACAUAGGAACACCGGCUCCAGCUUGACAAAGAAAGCAAAGUUGGACUCGUAUAAGAUUUUCUCCGAGGCGGUGGCGAGAAAGUGUGGCGGCAAUGCUAACACGAGGUAUGCUUGGUAUGGCGGUUCGAGGGACGAAAUUCUUGGCAUUCUGAAACAUGGGUUUAGCCGCUGUGGAACGCCCUUGCAUGGUCCGUCGUAUGGCGUUGGACUCCAUUUGGCUUCUGCGAAAUUCGCCAUUGACAGCGCAUCUUCCUGUGUGGCCGAUGAAGACGGGUUAAGACAUAUUCUGCUAUGCCGCGUUAUUCUGGGCAACAUGGAAGUGGUUUGUCCUGGUUCCAAGCAGUUUCAUCCAAGCUCCACGAAUUUCGACUCCGGCGUGGACAAUCCCUCGGAUCCCAGAAGAUACAUUGUGUGGAGUGCUUUCAUGAAUUCCCACAUCCUUCCCGCUUUCACCAUUACUUUCAGGGCCCCUGCAUGCUUAAAUCGUUUUCAAAGUGUGCCUGCAAAUUUUCCCACACCCAAAACGCCACGGAUGUGUAUUCCUGCUCUGAUAUCUGUACUUUCAAGGUCCUUAAAUCCUUCUCAAAUGGCUUUGAUUGAAAAGAGACAUAAAGAUUUGCGGAACUUGAAGAUCACGCGAAGACAAUUUGUAAAUCUACUCAGGGUCACCGCUGGAGACGAGUUGUUAGCUGAAAUAGUCAAAACUCACGCACAAGGUAGAUGAUGCAGCAAAACACAAAAGAAUAAUGAUUUUCUUACGGCCUUUACACAAUUUUUACGUAACUCUUUCUCACAUUGUGUAGGUAUGGGUCUCACAUGUGAGACCUACGUGUAUAAAACCCACAUAACAUGAGAGGAGUUGGGUAGGAGUUGGGUAAGAAGAAUUGUGUGAAAAUCAAUUUUCAAUAUAAAAUAGUAGCAAAGAAAAGAUUGUGGCAAACACGUGGGAUGACGUUCUUCUACGUUAAAAAGCAAAGACGUUUUAGUGUAGAUUUGGGUUUUGGGUUUAGUUCUUCUUAGUCUAGAGAUUUGAAUGUACUAGUGUUACUCCUAGCCUCCUUAAAGGAUUUGUUUUGUUUACUUUGAUUUUCCAAUAGAAAACAUCAGACUUUACUA